GAAUGCAGCUAACAUUGCAGCUGAGCACUUAACCACGGGAUUAAGCAUGACUAAAGUAAACAGGAAUGAUGUCUGCCAGGCUCUUGACAUAAGCAGGAAGUUAAAUACUGAGCUCAGAACUUCACUCGUGCUCUGCAUUCUCUUGGCAUUCUGAAACUGACAUACUGAGUACAAAGCUGGUAUAACAGUUGCUUGUAACAUGGCAAAAGACUACUUUUUAAAUUCACAAGAAUCAUGUGACAAGCUGACAAUGGACCAGGUAGUAACAGACCUUAUAAAUGGGAAACCUCUUCGUGGGUGGCUACGCAAGCACGGAGGAGUGGUGCGCGGCUGGCAGCGGCGCUAUUUUGUGCUGAAGAAAGAGUGUCUCUUCUGUUUCAUGCGGGAAGAUGACACUCGGAUUACACACACUUAUCUUCUGGAUGAAUAUUGCCUUAAUGAACUUCCAGCAUCAACUGAUGACCCCGAUAAAUUUUCAUUUGAACUGUUGUCUGAGAAACAGCCGUCUGAAUCAGUGACACUCUGUGCUACCAGUGAAGAGGAGAGAAAAAUGUGGGUCAAGGCACUCUGCUAUUCUAUAUAUGCUCAAAAGGGAGGCGCUAUAUUUGGACUGCCUUUGGAAGAAGCAAUGAAAAUGGAGCACAAACUAGGUCGUAAGAUUCCCUACAUUGUGGAGGCCUGCAUAGAGCAUUUAGAAAAAUAUGCCAUGGAGACAGAGGGUAUAUUCAGGUUAGCGGGGCGAGCGGGACUUUUGAAGGAGCUUCGAAGUCAGUUUGAAACUGCCCAGCACCCACCACUGGAUAAAAUUGAUGUUCACACGGUGGCAUCUCUCUUAAAAGCAUAUCUACGAGAACUCCCAGAGUCUUUGAUACCACCAGGGAUGUACCAGCGUGCCAUGAAUUGUGCCAUGCGCUACUCAGAGCAUAAACUGGAAGAUGACCAGCUGGCUGAAGUUAAAAGCCUGGCACAGUUGCUAUGGGAGCUCUCUGAUGACAGUUACAACACACUGUCAUAUAUCUGCCAGUUCCUGCACCGUUUAGCUACAAAUGUUUCCAAAACCAAAAUGGAUGCACGAAAUUUAGCCUUGAUCUUUGGUCCCAACCUAAUUCGUCAUCUGGAUAAUAACCCUGAACUGAUGAUGAUGACAGCAGAUCUUACACAGCACCUGGCGUACAUGAUGAUUCAUCACUACUCAAAAGUUUUUUUGCCUCGACUUGAGUCAGAUCAGAAGGCAUCAUCUUCUGUAGUCCCUCGACCACAUGACGCAAAAGUUCCAAUAGCUGAUCUUUUGAGAUUAUCCCGCCCCUUGAUUUUGGUGAUGGGUCUUUAUAAGCCUCGACCAACAAACUUGUGUGAUUUGGUAGGUUUAGAAUUUAACUCUGCUCCUGUGGAAAUUUCCAAGAAUGACAGCCCCUUUGUUUUGGUUGAAGAUCACUUCAAGUAUCGUGACGAGCAGUGUGCUGGUCAGCAGGUGCCACAACAAGAUGAUGGGGCUAUGUGCAAUGACACUAGUAACAUGGAUAAUGGAAGUGUUGAUGCAGAUGUCACUCGAAGACCAAUCGCCCCUCGGCGCACCAAGUCACGAAUGAGCAGGCAGAGACGGUCAUGUGGCACACCAACCUCCCCUGUAUCUGGGGAAUGGCCAUCAGAGCGGCGACAGUUGGAUGCAGAAGAUGUGAAGACUGCUUUGUCAAACAGAAGCCAGACUUCACUUUCAGAUAGUUCUGAAUCCACUUCCAUAAACCAGGAACUGGUUGGCAGGCCAGAAAGUGGCCAGAAUUCUGAUGGAGAAGUUGCGAAUCUUAUACAUGCUCAGGAGUCACAACAGGAUAUGCAGGCUUUUACUGCUGAUUCACAGGGAAAGUCUGGUAGAGAGACGGGAAAUGUUGCUGAAGAGCAAACCUCAAGAAGAGCUGACAGCAGUAUAGGUGGUGUACAUAAUGGCGAGGGAGCAGGCAUAAGGAGUGAGGAUGGAAAGCUAGGACCUUCCCGUGCCUGCCUUGAGUCUCAGGUGGCUGCUCUCAAGUCAGAGCUGGUGAACACAAAAACUCGAUCAGAUCACCUAAUCUCUAUGAUGAAAGCCCAACUUAUGGACAUGCGUGAAAAAUAUGAGAACAGAAUCCGAACGAUGGAGAAUCAGCAUCGGUCACAAGUGACAGAUCUUGCUGCCAAGUUAGAUGCAGAACGCACAGCAUGUGCAGAAGCUGUGCAGAGGACUGUGGCUCUCCAGAACCAGCUUUACAAAUACAAGCUGCUGUAUGGUGAUUUAAAGGACUAGUCACAUUUUGUUUCUUAAAUUUGUGUGGUUCAUACUGCUACAGAUGAACUAGGCAGAGGAAGGGAGAGAAAAAAGUUUAUUGCAAGUUCCCUGUCAGUCUCUUCAAAGAUGUCCUGGCAACAUUAAAGCUCUAGACGCCACCAAACUAGAAACUUGUUCAGCUCAGAAUAUCAUCUCCUUUUGUUCUUGUAUGUUGGUCCCAGCCACGACAUAAAGGAUAUAAUUUUAUUUGAAAAAACGAAGUGGUCCAGAAAGAGGAGAAUCCAAAAGUUGCUGCUUGGUGCUGUAGUGUAAGGUUUUACAUAUUGUGCUACAUUUUUUGUGAGCACUUUUAUGCAAAACAUGUAAGUAACAUUUUCUUUUUUGUUCCAGCCUCGUUGCUUUAAUGUAUAACAUUUGAAUCCUUUGUAUCAAAGCAAUAAUGAUUAGGUAUGAAAAGGAUUAUUAUUUUAGAACCUGAAAAGGUCUUUGCUGUGUGGACCUUGUGAUUGUUGAUGCCUAUGUUUGGAAUGUACUUUUUGUUGUUUUCAAUAACCAUUGACUGCGACAAAUAGUGGACUUGCAGGAACACUCAAGAUCUUAAGCUUGCACACUCAGCCACCUGGGAAAUGAGAAUAAUAUUAAACUGCAUAUGAAAUAAAACAUGAAAAAAACUGUAGCUGGAUCAGACUAAUGAAUAAAAUCUUUUGGAAGUUUAUUGACUGGUUUAGUCUGACCUGUUAGAGAUGUGUCAGACUUUUUAUCAUACCUGAAAUAAUGGACAACAUAUUUUAUUGUCUUUCACAAGGAUUCACUACUUCUUGAAAACCUGAACAAACAAGGCUUCAGAACAUUUUAGUUCAGAAGGCAGAUGUGUUCUCUUGAUAAUGGAGUGUAGAUGCUAAAAUUUGCAUAAAAUUUGGUUAAGUUUGCAGGUUCUGGGUCAAAGCAUGCACCAGAUUUUGGACAUUGUUUUUUAUUGUUCUUUUUCCAUUGUUCUUUCACAGUUGUAAAAUGUUUGCACAUUGCUCAAAUAUGUUAUUGCUAUCACAUCAAUCUUGUGUACAUGACUUAAAGCAAGCUGGAUUGUUGGACCUUAAAACCCCAGACAUUAGGGACCGGUCCCAGGUGGUGCUCAAGCCUUAAAGGCCAAACUUUUAUGUCCAGAAUCUAACAUCUGGAAAACUAUUAAAUGUAUUAUGUGCCAGAGGAAUCACAAUGUGAAGGCUGUAGAAAAUAUGCUGACUUUUAGUUGUCAGUCAGUCUGUGUGCACUUGAGAUAUUAUCCACAUUGAACUAAUGAGGUAGUGGAUGAAAGAUAAGUAAGACGGUUUGUUUGCUUGUGAAAAAAAGAUGCAUGUAUAUAGAUUAACUUUCCUUUUACGAAGGCUUUCCAGCCUCUCCCCUUUUUUGAAUGGACAUGUCAUCUUGAGGAAGAAUUACCAUCAGCCCCAAUUUAUCCCUUUAUUUGGUAGAUUGAGACAUAAAAGCCAGUCAUUUUUUAUUUGUGACUUGAGGGAAGCAUGGUAUAUCAUCAAUGAAAAAACUGUUGAAGGUUGAUUUUUUUUGUUGCAAGUUUUGAAUGUGGCAGGAAACAGUGGUGUGUAGCAUCUCAGGAUUUCCUGUGUGUCAUUUUAUUGUUCUCUGUCUUCCAUGUCUUGUAUUUUCUUUUUUUCUGAAAAAAAAUUUAGCAGAAUAUCAACAGCUUUUGCAAAGAAGAUGUAGAGAACUAGAUCUUCUUUCAAACUGGAGAGUUGCAAAAUAUGUUGUGCAAUUGUGCAUUGUCUCCACAUUUACACUUUUGUGGAAGAUGAUGGCCUAAAACUUUUUUUUUUAAAGUUAGAGGUCAUUAUUUCAGGGCUUCUGCUUAUGCAAAAAAUUGCGUACAGUACACAUUAAAAGUUCGGAGGACCCCUUCCAUUUUCGUCAAUGGGGUCCCAUUCAAAUUUGGGCGAAGAACAGGGACCCCUUAAAAAUCUGUAGAAGGGGUCCCAGGGACCCCAAAGAAUUUAGCCUUAGCAGAAGCCCUGUUAUUUGCAUAUAAAGACAUAACCCAGUAUCUUCCAAAUAAAAGGUAACUACUGCCAGAUAUGAUGUAAUCUGGUCAUGUUACUUUGCAGUUUACCUAACUGGAAUGAUUUGGUGUUUUUAUAUAUUAAGCACACUGACAAGCACUCUUUGUGAAGCUGCCCAGUGAUUUUAAAUGUUUGCAUUUUUGCUUAAAGAUUGACUGACAUACUUGUCACUGAGAUGCAUCAGAGGUUUGGAAGAUUUUCUGGAGACAGAGAAUGUUUAAUAACUUCUGAAUUUGAUGUAAUGAUUAUAGAUUUCAGAUCAGGGCAUUGUUGAAAUAGACAUAUAUUUAGCAGGCUAUGUUAAAGCAAAAGUCUGGAACAGAACACAAUAGGGGCAACCAUAUUCCACAAAACUUGUUUUAAUUAAAACAUGUUAAUCUGCUAUGUGAUUGUUUUGCUUAUCUCUUUUUACUAAGCUAAAAUUGUCUCGUGUCAGCCAGUGUGUAUUAUAAUGGAAUUUAAUGCUGACCUUGUGCAUAAAGAUAAGCCUGUCUGUACCCUUAUAAAGUGUAGUUGUGUGGUAUAAACUGGUAUGAUUGUUUUGUUGUGUGAAGUUGUUGCCUUGUUUUUGUUUAAAUCAGCAUUCAGGCAUUGCUAACUAUUAGCUUGUGUUGGCAUUGUGAAUUUAAGUUUUACAUAUCCCUUUCAUUCUGCCGUUUCCACUUGUCAAGCAUGCCAGAACUGAAUGUUUUGUACAUCAUUUUAUUGUGUUGCUAUUCUCUCUUAUAAACAUUCCUUUUGAAGCAUUGCACAAUUUUCAGUGUGUUAUACCUGCUUGUUAUGGUUAAAGUUUAUCUGUCCCAGACUUUUAAGUUUAUUUACAAAUAGAAAUAAUUUGUUUAUUUCAUAAUUUAGAGGCACACUCUUGGUAUAAAUUGGUGGCAUGAAGACAUUGAGGUGUUGUGUAUAUGCAGUGGUGAAUGAUAUGUCUGCCUUUUGCUGAAGUAGGAGUGUUUGAGUUAACACCAUACAUUAAUGGAUGUGUUUCAGAGUAGAUGGUCUGAGCUAAUAAUGUGGAUGUUGGUCUAAAACGUAGCUGAGGAAGUAAAAAACCUUUUUGUGUGUGUGCAACAGACGUGUCUUGUCCUCCUUUAGUUGAUAAGAAAUGAAGUCACUUGCAUUAGAAAACAAUCAAAAAUCCUGCCAAGCUUGGGGUAUAAUUCUGUAUUGCUUUAGUCAGGCCUUAAGGAUACUGGACAGCUGCAUGUGCUGACAUAUAUUAUCUGCUUGAAGUGUACUUUUGCUUUUCUAAUGGAAUGGGCUGAUCACCAAGGCCAAGUAAAUAAAUCAUUUGACUCUUGCAUUUAAUUAGCUUUCAUGGAAGAAGAUUUCUUCAUAUGGUUGGAUUACAGAAAGCAGUAUCACAGUUGCUCACGUGUUGUAAAAUGCCCCUUGCAUUGCAAGUUCUAUGGUGUGCAUGGUACUCAGUUUGCUGCUUUGAUUUUUAGCACAUUCAGAAAUUUAAAAACUACGUGCUUCUAUUAAUGUUAAAAACAAUUUAUAGGCUGAAGCAAGCUCCUUAAACAGCACAAUCUAAGACAUGUUUAUUCAUAUGACAAGAGGAAAAAAAUAUGAAAGAGGGACAGAGUUUUGUUGAGAAAUUAAAAAAGGCUGAGUGCAGAAGUAGAGAGGAGAUAAAUGAAAACUAUUAAAUGUAUUUGUGGGCAUUGAAUAAAUGUGUAUGUGCACAUUAAGAGAGAGAGUGUGUGUGUGUGCAAAAAUUAAGAACUGUUUUCUUUGUAUUGUAAUGAUUUUUAUUGUUCUAUGCAUAAUAUAUUUAUGGCACACAGUACAUUUCUGGACUAUAUGUAAGAAAAAUAAAAUAAAAAAUGUGUGCUAUGGUAUUCUCUCCAUAUUUCAUUUCUGUAUAUCAACAUAAAGGUAAUGAAAAAAUUCCAGGAAUUAUAAAAUUGAAUAGCCAGGAUGUCAAACCUCAAUUGACAGUUAUAGGGUGCAUGACCCAACAUUUUCUAAAAUGGCAGAAUGAAAACUGACUCAAUUUUUCUCUCUAAGGUUGUCAUUGUUUCAGAGCAGAGAUAGCAACAUAGAAAUAGUUGCAGACAAUGGACUACUAAUUAAAAUUUUAAAAAAAAGGAAAAAAAUUUGCAAACUGCUAAGUUUAUAGGGAAUCAAUAAAAUAACAUGUUCAGGAGUGAACUUUGUUCAAUUAAGAAAUAAGACGAACUAUCUAUUGGUUUGGUGCUCUGUUUUGUGGCACAAAUUGAGUCCUUUGCAGUAUUACUACCUCACUACAGUGAGUAGCUGGUGUACUUAUCUAUAGAUAAAUCUUUAUCUUAAGUGCAGUCCUGCAUUUUAGUAAGUUUUUCAUUUGAGAAAUACUGUUCAUAGAAUUUACCAAGAUUUUUUUGUCUGAAUAAUGUGAGAAAAUACAGACAUCAUAAAGUGUCUUGUAAAUAUGUGCAGGAAAACAGUAGCAGAUUUUUCUCCCUAAGAAAUUAUAAUCCAUUGUGGGAUCAUUUCUGUCACCCUUAUUAAUACUUCAUAAUUUAGCAAGUGGGCAAGGGUUAAGAUGCAGAUGUUGUGUGAAAAAAAUGCUAUGCAGGAUGAAACAGGUGUCAAGACAUAUUCUUUAUUCUUGUGUAACAGUAGCAAGGAGCCACCCACUUUGCCACUUUUCUGACAGGGACACAGCAUGUUUUAUGUUUUAUAUGGCUUUUUCUGCACUUUGGCCACUAUCCUGCUUCAGUCCAUUAGAUUCUAUUGUUGAUGCUUGUUUUUUUUUUAAACUAUAAACAAUUUGCUUUCUGCUAUUUUUUUUAUAUUAGUGGAAAACCUUUUAGAAUUCUAUUAUUUUGUGAGGGAACUUGGGGUAGGAGAGAGUCAUUCUUGUCUUGCUAUUCUUCCACCUAUGAAAAUGUGUUACAGCUUCCCCCUCAUAUAAAUACCCCCCCCCACCCCCCUUUACACACAUACACACACUACCCAAGCUGGUUUUUAGAAUUUUCUAAAAUAAGUUUUGGGUUGACACUUUUAUAACUCUCACAUGCCCUGCUCAUGAUCUCUGACUUUUUAAAAAAAAAAAUUUUAGUUUCAGUUCAGUAUUUGUCAUGGGGGAAAAAAGUGUUUAUCUCUUGUAAUAAACCUGACUAGUUUUUCCUCAAGUUUAUUUUUGCCUGUUUCCACAAAGGCAUUAACAUUAUAAUUUGGAUUUGAUUAUUUGUAUGUAUAUUGCUAAGAGAAUGGAAUGUAACUCAAAAUCUGCAAUUAAGUACAGUAAGUGUUCAUUCUUGAUCAUGCUUCUAAUAUCUUAUCAGUUAUUAUUCUGCACCUCUCCCUUCCGUUAAUGUUACCAUUUUGAUUAAAAUUAUUACUGUGCAGUCAAUUGGUACCCAUUGUAAUAGAUAUGUAUGCACCAUUACUUAAAGAUACUUAUUUAAGCGUGCACUGACUGCAUCAGAUCUUUGUUGAUGUUGUUGGUGUUGUAUGCUUCUUGUGGGUCACAAAAUGCUCAUAUUAUAUCAUACACAGGGCAGCUGUAGCCUGAGAAUGUUUCUUUGCUGAAGUUGACAAUUAUCACUUUGCAUGUAGUUUCCUAUGUUUGUGCCCUGAAGAGCUGCAAGAGAUCACUGCAUAUAGAUUGUAGAUGGAUUUUUUUUCUAAAGUUCCAACAUACACUUGAUUCUGAAAUACAGGUCAAAAGAAUGAAAAUUGUCAAGUGGUCAUAAGCUCACUUCUCAAAGGUAAAAGUAGGGACAGGUUUUAUUUCAGUCCUAAAAUGUUUGUACGACAUAGCAUUUUUACUGUUGUUAACUAGUCUUGUAUUGUGCUAAUGUUUCAGGGAGUACAUGCUAAACAUUCUUGUUUUGUCAGAUGUGCCCUCUUCUAACAUACCUUAACUUUGUAAAUAUGUUACGUUUUGAAGUGAAAUCAUGCUACUCAAGGAAGGCAUUGUCUGAUUUUCUCACACAAGUUUAGCAGAGGAGACUUCCUUGUGGUUUUAUUUUACAUACGGUGUUCAGCUGGUAGCUGUUCACAGUUUGUCGUUUCCUUUAUUGUUAAGCACUGCAGCACAAGGGCGCAUAUUUUCUUCUAUUGCACUGUUUAGCCAUACAAAAUUUUGUAGUUCUGUUUUUAAAAACCCUCCUAAUUUGGGGAAGAAUUUCACUAGAUGUUGCUUUCAGCAUGUUAGGAUCCUUGUCAGUGCUUGUGCAACACAAUGUUUUCAUAAAAGCAAGAUAUAAAUUAAGUAAUUUUUUUCUUGCUUGACGUGAGGGCAAUUUUGAACUUAUUUUAAGAUUUUUAACAUGUAGCCUGUACCUAAUAAUAAUGUGAACAUGUGAUGCACAGCAUCACAACCAAGAUAGAUCGCACUCUCUGCGCAGACCGUUAAUAAUAAAUGAAAAAUAACAGCCAGUGGACAGAGGGUACGUAUAGACACACUGAACAACAUUAAGAUGAGAUGCAAGAGUAGAAUAUAAAGCAAUGCAGGAAAGUACAUAAAGUUAGCAUGACAAAAAAUAUUGCAAGGGAGUUAAGGAUAGUAAUUCAGGGAUAGUACUUUGUGAAAAAAUAUGUUUUCAGAGAGCAUUUGAAUGUAGCCUUGGAGUCGGUGUGGCGAAUAUGAUGUGGAAGAGAGCAGCACAGAGGGAGAAUGUCCAUUGUCAUAUGCAACUGUCUUUGUUGGGGGAGGGAUAGAAUUAUGUUCUGUUUUGUAACUGCAUAUUAAAUUUCUCCAUUCAGAAAGUUACAUGUACAGUUUAAUACAACCACAAGCAUUUAUUUUGAGAAUGUUUAUUUUAUGAACAAAUAUGGGGCUUAAUUUUAAUUGAGGUAGUAGUGCAGAUGGUAUUUGGAUCUGUUUUCCCUCCCCCGACUUCCCUGGAAGUGAGUGGAACAUAUUUUGGAGAAUAAGAGUCACAUAAUAGAUUAUUUGAAAUAUUCUUUUUUACUUUUUGGGGCAUGUAAGAAAGGGGAAACAGGGGAAAAGAUAGAAAAUAUAGAAAAGAAGUAAUCUGGAUUUAAAUAGUUAAGUAAUUCAUGUUUAAUAUGCCAUAUUUAUAAAGUCUUAAUUUUAAAGAGAAUAAAGUGUGGCAGUCUUUUUAGAAAACUAAGGUUAGAUUAUAUAAGUGAUUUGUUUUAAGAAAACUGUUAAGAGGUUGUUGUUUUUUUUUGUUUUGUGAUCUUUGACACAUUGCCAGCUAAGAUCUCUGACUACUGCUGGAUCUUUUACUCGUGUUUCUUUUUUCAUAGAAACAUUACAAUUUCAUUCUGAAGACUAGAACCCUCUGACAAUGAAAUGUCAAGAACACUUAUCUGUUGGUUACAUUUUUUUUACUGUACAGUGUAUAUAUGUAUUGUGCUGAAGAACAGCUGCUUUUUUUUUUUUAACAACAGUUUCAAGAACUAAACUGAUUAUCAAGUUAGAAACUAGAACAUUCUAAAUUUCAAAUACUGUGUCUUCCAGUUAUUACCGGGUGCAGUUGGUGUAUAGUUUGUUCUUUGCAGUCUGAUGAGAUUUAAACAAAAAAAAUUUUUUGAUAAAUGACUAACUGCAGCUAUUCCUGGUUUUGAUCUAUAUAAAGGGCAGAAUUUUUUUUUUGUCUACAAAAAUGUCUCUAAAGAUUGUCUGCACCUGCUUGCCCUUACACAGAUAGACAUUUGUAUCUCUUGCUUAUCUCACUUAGCUUAAUGCCUGCAGACACAUCAAUGCUUAUGCAUACUUAUCUGUAUACAACUUGUAGACACAACUUAGAGGGAUUAGCUUUGCUAAUUAACCAGCUAGAUGUUGCUGCAUCAGGGCAGUCUCUUAUCAUCUGCUUAAGUGGCAGCAUUAUCAGGGAACUGACGUAGUCUGUUGAUCCUCUCUUGUUAUGCUCGCAUUUUUCUUGUUUUCGGUAUCUGUCUGCAACAUAUUUCCUGCUGUUGAUAGUCUUCAUAGCUGGUUUCCAGAUUUUUAUCUCCUUUUCCGUGCCUUGUCAAAAAGUACAAUUUGACUAUGAGAUUAAGAGCUUAUAAAACCCACACCAGCUAGACCUGUUUCGCAGAUUUGUGGGGAAUUACAGCUGAUGAUUGUCUACAUACCUGCAACCACUGUGUCUAAUUUUUAACAUCAAUCUUUUUUUUUAAAGUUACUGAGUUGUCACAAAGUCUAAUUUAAAUUGCAUUUUGUGUCAGGCAUCAAAGCAUGUAGCAUUUCCUCAAAUUUUAGUGCAAUGAAUGUGUGAACUUUGUACUAAUAUUUUCAAGUGAAAGAUCUGUUUAAACCUUGUAAUAUAUGUUUUAGGGACUUUCAGAAUCGAAGUCUUGUGCCAUCAGAACAACAGUUCAUGAAAGUAUCUUAAUGGGUGUCGGACCAGUUACCAACACAUAUAAGCAGCUUUGUUGCUACUACAAGUAUUUUAAAACAUAAAGACAUUCCACAUUAUGAUAAGCAGCUGCGACAGCAACAUCUUCUCUAUUUAAACAUAAUACUCAUAGUAUAAGAGUGUCUGAAGAUCAACAAUCUGUAAAUCAUCUGAGUUUACACAUCUAAGUCUAACCAUCUUAUCUUUGAGGUACUGAUUUUAAUGAAAAAUAUCUAGCUUCUGUUAAGAUGUAUUUUGCAAAUGAUCUAUAACUUCAGUAUCUUAUGUCAAUGCAAAUUAUUUUAAUAAACAUUUUAAAGUGAUAAAAA
Molecule: messenger RNA, 10966 nt
Organism: Pomacea canaliculata
Lineage: Eukaryota; Metazoa; Mollusca; Gastropoda; Architaenioglossa; Ampullariidae
Product: rho GTPase-activating protein 24-like
Biological process (GO): signal transduction; activation of GTPase activity
Molecular function (GO): GTPase activator activity
Source: RefSeq, a predicted model, not a curated record